Caenorhabditis remanei is the source of this 924-nucleotide messenger RNA. RefSeq lists its product as uncharacterized. Gene Ontology annotation, biological process: amino acid transmembrane transport. Gene Ontology annotation, molecular function: amino acid transmembrane transporter activity. NCBI's taxonomy places the organism in Eukaryota, Metazoa, Nematoda, Chromadorea, Rhabditida, Rhabditidae. The record is from RefSeq and is a predicted model, not a curated record. Bases 1 to 924 code for a protein of 307 amino acids. Gene Ontology annotation, cellular component: vacuolar membrane. The transcript has 8 exons.
AUGGAAACUCCUCAUCGACGGUAUUCGAUUUCUGAAGGACUUCAACAUGGAGUUCGAAGAAUUUCUGAAGGAUUUCUUCACAUGACAAAUGCAGAUAGAAUGCUUGACCUACAUGACAUUGGAAUGCACAAUGUGCAAUCUGAAUAUCAAUUGGUUUCGAAAUGGGAUGAAGCAGAAGAAGCACUGGGACCUCAGCAACGGAAGAAAUCAUUUGUGGAAAGAAAAGAAAAGAUUUCUUCAAAGUUUGCCCUAAUCAACUUAAUGAAGGGUAUGCUCGGUGCUGGUUGUUUCUCUGUUCCUCUCGCAUUCAAACAAUCUGGUUACGUGGCUGGACUUGUAAUCAUCUUGGUUUUGGGUUUCCUUUGUGCUUUAUGUAUGAUAAAACUUGUGAAAUGUGCUGGAUAUCUGUCUAAAAUAAAUCAAUCAGCUCCUCUGGAUUAUGGUAAUAUGGCAUACAAAGCAACGCAAGCAAGUUAUACACCUAUUCGAAAACUGGCUCCGGUUUCGCGAAUGCUAGUGAAUACCUCUCUUUGUGUGCUACAACUUGGGAUAUGUUGUUGUUUCUACAUUUUUGUAGUUUACCAUUUGCAUGAGCUUCUCGAAUUCUUCACACAUGACGUUCCAAGUCGUGCAACUCUAUUCCCAAUCGUUCUACCUGCAUUUAUUCUUCUCGUUUCCCUCUCCUCAAUGCGUGCUUUAUCUUUCGUUUCUCUCGGUGGAAACUUCCUCAUGUUGAUCGCUUUAGCUGUUAUUAUGUUUCAACUUCUGACGACAGAGCACAAAAAACUUGCUGAUCUUCCGCCAGUCACAGAUCUAGGCGGAGUUGUCAGUGCAGCCGGUGCAAUCCUUUAUGCGUUGGAGGGACAGGCAAUGGUACUUCCAUUGGAAAAUAGAAUGAAGAAACCAGAAGAUAUGAAGGGUUAG